This is a messenger RNA of Drosophila persimilis, 2376 nucleotides long. RefSeq names its product NF-kappa-B inhibitor cactus (gene cact). The record is from RefSeq and is a predicted model, not a curated record. Gene Ontology annotation, molecular function: protein binding. The transcript is spliced from 7 exons. The coding region runs from base 496 to 2094 and encodes 532 amino acids. Lineage: Eukaryota; Metazoa; Arthropoda; Insecta; Diptera; Drosophilidae.
AAAGAAAAAACGCGGAGCACCACUGAACGCACGGCGGAUGAAAAAUAUAGAAUCGCGCAUGCAGAAAACUUCUGCAAAUAUUGUUUGAUCAGACAUUAACAUUCACGUAUUAUUGUAUAAAACUCGCUUAAUUAGCAAAUGAGUUGAAUUUGUGCAUUUAACUUAUAACACCCAUGCAAAACGUAGCUAAAUCGUGCGUAAAAUCAGAGUGGAACAGCAAUUAAGCUACAAGAAGAACUAAACAACAAAAAACCCAACCCCCACUUAAACAAACUUUUAAUAAAACGACAGUGAAGUGCCGGAGAGUAAAACAUUCAAGAAACAACUGGCAACGCAACAAGUACAAGUACAUACUCGCGCCGCGCAGAAUAGAAAGCCCAGAAGCAGAACCAAACCGAACCGAACCGCAACGAGAGCAGAGCCGAGCCGAGCAGAGCAGCGCUGAAACCAAAGGCAAAGAAAAUUAAGUAAAGCAAAGCCCUAGAAAGCUCGAAAAUGUGGAACCAAACAACAGAGGCAGCACAAGCAACAGCCGCAGCAGCAACAAGUGAUAAUAGCAAGGAGGUGGCCAGUGCAGAGGAGUGUGGAUGUGCUGCCAACUCAUUUGAUAACAGUAAACAUCCAAAAUCCUCAUUUGGCGGCAAAAUCAACGAGAAGACGGAGCAAAGGGGCGACAACGACGACGACAACGCCAUUAACAAGCAAAAAGAAUUUGCAGCACAAAGCGAAACAAGUGAUUCUGGUUUUAUAUCUGGACCGCAAUCAUCGCAGAUCUUUAGCGAGGAGAUUAUCAGCGAGCACGACACCGCAACCGACACCGAAUCCAAGCCCAAGACCGCACCCGCCUUCGAGUCAUCGCAGAAAACCAGUCAGGCUCCCGAUCAAAAGCAAAUCUCUUCCGUGGUCCUUGAUUCGGGCAUCAUUGACGAGGUCGAAACCGAGGAGGAGGACAACGACGAACAGGAGCAACAGAAUCCAACAUCCUCCCAGGCUGGCAUCAAGCAACAGCCGGCCGCCACUGAACAAAUGCGCCUCAAACACAACACAGACGCCGGAAUACCACAAUGGACAGUCCAAAGCAAUCUGGCCGGACGUGGCGAGGUCCUCAACAAUCUGGGCACCAGCACCUCCAUUUCGGGCCGCAGCAAAGCCAUCAGUAGCGAUAACAAACCCACGAAUGCAGCAGCCUCAGCAUCUGCCUCUGGAUCGGCUAAUCUGAACAACAGCAGCAUCAAUAUCAUCAACGCCUGGGAGCAGUUCUAUCAGCAGAAUGACGACGGCGACACACCUCUGCAUUUGGCUUGCAUAUCGGGUUAUGUCGAUGUGGUGGCCGCUCUCAUACGCAUGGCGCCGCAUCCAUGCCUGCUCAAUAUCCAGAACGAUGUGGCACAAACCCCACUGCAUUUGGCUGCCCUCACAGCCCAACCGAACAUCAUGAGGAUGCUGCUACUGGCUGGAGCUGAGCCUACAGUUCGUGAUCGUCAUGGAAAUACUGCUUUGCACCUAUCCUGCAUUGCCGGCGAGAAGCAAUGUGUUCGUGCCUUGACGGAGAAGUUUGGUGCCACGGAGAUCCAUGAGGCACAUCGCCAGUACGGACAUCGUUCGAACGACAAGGCUGUUAGCUCCCUCAGCUAUGCCCGUCUACCCGCCGAUCUGGAGAUACGCAACUACGAUGGCGAACGUUGCGUACAUUUGGCUGCCGAAGCAGGUCACAUUGACAUUUUACGCAUUUUGGUAUCACAUGGAGCGGAUAUCAACGCUAGGGAGGGUAAAUCGGGACGCACACCUCUACACAUUGCCAUUGAGGGCUGCAACGAGGAUUUGGCCAAUUUCCUGCUCGACGAGUGCGAGAAACUCAAUCUGGAGACGGCCACCUUCUCCGGCCUGACGGCCUACCAGUUCGCGUGCAUCAUGAACAAAUCCCGAAUGCAGAAUAUACUCGAGAAACGCGGCGCCGAGACCGUAACGCCGCCCGAUAGUGAUUACGAUAGUAGCGAUAUUGAAGAUCUAGACGAUACGAAGAUGUACGAUCGUUUUGGUGAUCCGCGCUACUUUGUCAGCUACAACGGCGGCAAUCCCAUGACAGUUGCCUGAGUGCCCCAACCACUUGUACAUACCACCCCAUAACUUAGCCUAAAAAUACACAUACAUACACAUAUACGAUUAACGCAAAAAACAAAACCCGAAUUCCAAAACUUAACAAACUGGUUCAAUUGCUGUUCCUGCCUGCCCCUGCCCCUGCCACUGCAAAAUUAAGUAAAAUGUAUGCAAUAAUCUUUGACACACGUUCUCCCAUGCUCCCCAACCGAAGGAAUGAAUGUAAAGCACACACAUAAUAGUACUUAAAAUGAAAAUAAAGCAUACAAGGAUGCAGAA